AUGGAAGUGAGUCUCCGAAAUGGUAGGGACUUAGAUCCGGAGCAAGAAAUUGCUCGCGAAAGCAGGCCGACUGAGACACUGGUGCCAGUACCCAUUGACAUAGAUGAUUCAGCAGGUUUAACUGAGGUAAACAUUCCAUUGAUAGAUGCUUUAAAGGAAAUGCCUGGGUAUGCAAAGAUGAUGAAGGACUUGAUGUCCCGCAAACUCGACUUCCAGGACUUGGCCACGGUUACACUGACUCAGACCUGCAGUGCUGUUGUGACGGGACCCAUAGCUGAGAAGCUGUCUGACCCAGGAAGUUUCACAAUCCCUUGCACAAUAGGCAACUUUGCGUUUGCUAAGGCAAUGUGUUAUUUGGGAGCUAGCAUAAAUCUUAUGCCCCUAGUUAUCUACAAAAGGCUAGACAUUGGAAGAGCUAGACCCACGUCUAUGCUACUACAGCUGGCUAACCGAACUGUGAAGAGGCCCUCGGGGAUUCUAGAUGAUGUAUUAGUGCAGAAAUCUAUGCGCAGUCCCAGUGAAUUUGCCAAUUGCUCUCUAAUAGAUGCGGUGGAUGUAGUGUUGGAGGAGGACGAUGCAACAUUGAACAUUAAAGACCCUCUAGCAGCUUGUCUCAUGAACUUAGACGAAGCUAAUGGUGAAGACUUGGCAGAGUGGGUACUUGCUCUUGAAGGCCAAGAUUUUUGGAAAAGGGAGAUUGAAUUUGAGCGUUUGCACUUGGAGGAAAGAAAAACUCCUCCAGUUAAGCCGUCAAUAGAAGAGCCACCAAAGUUGGAACUAAAGCUACUGCCAUCUCAUCUCAGGUUGGCGAAUCUGUAUGGACUAGAGGAAGUUGAACUUGGCCACCAGGAAGGAUCACUUCCCACUGCCAUUCAUUGA
Nicotiana attenuata is the source of this 879-nucleotide messenger RNA. RefSeq lists its product as uncharacterized. The coding region runs from base 1 to 879 and encodes 292 amino acids. The transcript is spliced from 4 exons. The record is from RefSeq and is a predicted model, not a curated record. NCBI's taxonomy places the organism in Eukaryota, Viridiplantae, Streptophyta, Magnoliopsida, Solanales, Solanaceae.